This is a messenger RNA of Hippopotamus amphibius kiboko, 1354 nucleotides long. Its product is annotated as DIS3-like exonuclease 2. The coding region runs from base 730 to 1335 and encodes 201 amino acids. The record is from RefSeq and is a predicted model, not a curated record. Gene Ontology annotation, cellular component: exosome (RNase complex); P-body. Gene Ontology annotation, biological process: mRNA catabolic process; miRNA catabolic process. The transcript has 3 exons. Gene Ontology annotation, molecular function: 3'-5'-RNA exonuclease activity; RNA binding. Lineage: Eukaryota; Metazoa; Chordata; Mammalia; Artiodactyla; Hippopotamidae.
UGUUCCCUCCCCCGUCAGUCCCUGCUCCUCCCUGUGGCUCUUGGCCUGCUUUGGUCUUUUCUGUUUGGAACCGUAUCCAUUCAUACUUGUUGAUCACUCAGGUGAAGCAAAACUAGAGGGUUAACUCCUAGAAGGGUGACUCUCUCUGGUUUGAACACCCCAACAGCAUGUUUGCCUUGUCCCCAAAUGCAUGACUUUCCUCUUGCCAUCUGUGACUUUCCUGUUCAUCCUGAGAAACCCUCAUCUUUCCAGGAGGGAAAAGGAGCCAGGUACGCCUGGGAACAGGGAGCCCUGGGCCUGCGCACCUGCCUCUACACACCCCUCGCAGAGUCCUCUGGGUUCUCAUGGCCUGCCCAGUCACAGUGUUUUCUUACAACUGGACAUGCCCACCUCCCCCGCCCCCCGCAGUGUUCUGGGAAGCUUAGUCACUCAGCAGAGAUCUUUACUGAACACCUUCUCUGCAUCAGGUGAGGUCCCAAGCACCGGGGCUACAGUGGGGAAUACAACAGGCACACUCCCUGCUGUCCAGGACCCCCAUCUAGUAGGAGACACAGAGCGUGAGCUGACACAUCAGCAGAGAAGAGUACAGACUGCUUUGUGCAGUGAGGGGCAUGAGCAGAGAGAUGAGGGAGGAAACAACUUGCAGGAACAAAGUAGAUCGGAUGCCAGGAGGGCAACUUUAAGCUGAGACAGGGUGCAAGAGAGCCAGCCAGCAGAGAGGCAGAAAGAAUGUGGUUCCUCCCCACUGCAGGCUCGUGGAGGAGUUCAUGCUCUUGGCCAACAUGGCCGUGGCCCACAGGAUCCAUCGCGCCUUCCCAGAGCGAGCCCUGCUGCGGCGGCACCCCCCACCCCAGACCAAGAUGCUCAGUGACCUCGUGGAAUUCUGUGACCAAAUGGGGUUGCCCAUGGACUUCAGCUCUGCAGGGGCCCUCAACUCUGACCGAAACAUUUGGAGAUGACAAGUACUCACUGGCCCGGAAGGAGGUGCUCACCAACAUGUGCUCCCGGCCCAUGCAGAUGGCCCUGUACUUCUGCUCGGGAGUGCUGCAGGACCAGGCUCAGUUCCGCCACUACGCCCUCAACGUGCUGCUGUACACGCACUUCACCUCUCCCAUCCGCCGCUUCGCUGAUGUCUUGGUGCAUCGCUUCCUGGCCACCACGCUGGGUAAGGGGUGCAAGACGGGGGCAGUGCCGGCCUGUGCCCAGCUAAGGGCUACCCAUCUCCAGAGUGGGUGCCCGGCGGCCAGAGGCCAUACUGCCACGACUGUACAAGCCAAGAGGGGUGGGCAGCCCAAGCAGCGGGAAAGCGUGUGCCCAGCAUCACUCCUUCUGUGAGCAUGUGCUGGGGCUUAAG